This is a messenger RNA of Uranotaenia lowii, 618 nucleotides long. RefSeq lists its product as uncharacterized. The record is from RefSeq and is a predicted model, not a curated record. The coding region runs from base 62 to 592 and encodes 176 amino acids. The transcript is spliced from 2 exons. Lineage: Eukaryota; Metazoa; Arthropoda; Insecta; Diptera; Culicidae.
GGCCAUUCAGUUCAGUACUCUUUUCCGAUCAGUACUUAUCAAGAAUCCAUCGACUGUUGCAAUGAAGUUCAUAGUCGUUUUCACUAUUAGCUGCCUGGCUAUUUCACAGUCUGCAGCCGCCCCUUCCUUGAAGGUUUCGGUUGAAGAGCUUAGUAAAGUGCACCAACUGCUAGCCAACACGCUGACCAUGAAUACGGCCUUUUUCAAGAAAUUCCUCGGUGAACCGGUGGCCGAUGCAGCUCAAGCUUUCAAAACUUCAUCCAGUGAAUUCAUAACACAAGCCACGGAAUUCUCGGCAACAGCAACGACCCAAAAUGCCGCCCUCAUUGGCUCGAUUGAUGCCUUAACCGUGGCCGUUCGCAGAAUUGACAACAACAUUCGAGGAGCUCUGUUCGAGUGGGUUGAUGCGGCAGCCAAAAUCAAGACCAAGCUUGGUGAAUUUGUUACUGAGACAACGAAACCCAUUACCGAUUUGUUGGCAGCUCUAGCAACGGAAGCGGAAGUCCUUGUGACACCUGCAACCCAGGUGCAAACCGAUCUCAAAGCACUGCAGGGCGCUCUGACUGCUCCACCGCCAACAACUGAUGAAUAAAUUUUCUGAGCUUAUACUGAUAUCAA